GUCUUCCACUACCACUACUGCUACUUCUCUUUCUGCUUAAUCGAACAAGCUCAGGGGCCGGGGCACAAAGCGAAAGAGGAAAACACGCCAAAAAAAAAGAAAAAAGAAAAAGAAAAGAAAACUCUCUUGCUUCCUGAGAGAAGAAUAAAUUAAAUUCAGGGAAAGAACCCAUAGAUAGAUAGAAAGAGAGAUAGUUGAAGAGUUCACACGAUGCUGCUGCGUGAAUGGCGUUAGGGUUUCUCGUUGAUCCUCCCAAGCUCGAUUCCCUUUCUGCAAUUGUCUCCCUGUCUUGCUUCUUCAAACCCUAAUUUGACGCUAGGAUUCGGUAUAUUCGGAAAUUUUCUUCACUGUUGAGCUGAGUUUUUUUUUUGUUUUCUGAGUUGCUGCGAUGGGCGCGCCGGAGAAAUCGCAGGCGAAUUCCUCUAAUUCGAUGCAGCGCGUCAAGGUUUAUCGAAUGAAUGAUGAUGGAAAAUGGGAUGACCAAGGCACUGGACAUGUCACUAUUGAUUAUAUAGAGAGAUCAGAAGAGCUGGGUUUAUUUGUUUAUGAUGAAGAAGAUAAUGACAACUUACUAAUGCAUCGCAUCAGUUCUGAAGAUAUUUACAGGAAACAAGAAGAUACAAUCAUCUCUUGGAGAGAUCCAGAAUCUGGUACAGAACUAGCCCUUAGCUUUCAAGAGACUAGUGGAUGCUCUUAUAUUUGGGACAGUAUUUGCAAUGUGCAAAGGAAUAUGCAUUUUACUUUAAAUACUGAGGCAUUUCACAGUGUAAACAGUGAGUUAAGGGAGUUACCCGCGGUUGAGUUGUCAACACUUCCUUUGAUUCUUAAGACUCUGGUUGAGAGUGGCAUUGCAGACCAGUUGCGGCUUGCGGAGCUAAUAUUGAGUGAUCAAGAUUUUUUUCGAAAGCUGAUGGAACUAUUCAGAAGAUGUGAAGACUUGGAAAAUAUUGAUGGCCUUCACAUGAUUUUCAAGAUAGUCAAAGGGAUAAUAUUGCUUAACAGUACACAAAUUUUCGAGAGAAUAUUCAGUGAUGAAUUUAUAAUGGACAUUAUUGGUUCUCUUGAGUAUGAUCCAGAAGCUCCUCAUAUUCAGCAUCAUCGUAAAUUCUUAAAGGAGCAUGUUAUUUUUAAGGAGGCCGUACCAAUAAAGGAUCGUACUGUGUUGUCAAAGAUACAUCAGACAUAUAGAGUUGGUCUUUUGAAGGAUGUUGUUUUGGCUAGAGUAUUGGAUGAGGCUACUGUUGCAAAUCUGAACUCUAUGAUAUAUGCAAAUAUUCUUCUGGUUGUUUCUGUAUUGAAGGAUGACAGUACAUUUAUCCAGGAGUUAUUUGCUAGGUUAAAAUCCCCCACCACUUCUUCUGAAUCAAAGAAAAAUUUGGGAUCUGAUGAAUGAAGGCAUCUUUGAUAUUAUCACUGAUGUCCUGCAAUGUCAAGACAAGAAGUUUGUGCUUACUGGAACAGAUAUCCUCAUUCUAUUCUUGAAUCAGGAUCCUAAUCUUCUGCGUUCCUAUGUUGUGAGGCAAGAAGGAAUGACACUACUUGGACUGUUGGUUAGAGGAAUGAUAACAGAUUUUGGAGAUGAGAUGCACUGCCAGUUUCUUGAAAUCAUUCGGAGUUUGUUGGACUCGUGCACGUUGUCUGGAGCACAGAGGGACACUAUAAUUGACAUAUUCUUUGAGAAGCAUUUGGGUCAACUGAUUGAAGUGAUAACAGCAUCAUGUCCUCCAGAAAAUGUUGCCCGUGCAAGUAGCAAAUCUGUAGGUCCUGCUCAAAGAGUUCAGUUGCAGAGUGUGACGAAGCCAGAGAUACUAGCAAACAUAUGUGACUUAUUAUGCUUUUGCGUCUUGCACCAUCCAUACAGGAUAAAGUGCAACUUUCUUCCUAAUAAUGUGAUUGAUAAAAUUUUGUUACUGACACGGAGAAGAGAAAAAUACUUGGUUGUUGGUGCUGUCCGGUUUGUUCGUACUAUUCUCUCCCGCCAUGAUGAGCAUCUGAUUAUCCAUUUUGUUAGAAAUAAUCUUCUCAAACCAAUUGUAGAUGCCUUUGUUGCCAAUGGAAAUCGCUACAAUCUGCUUAACUCUGCAGUUCUUGAACUUUUUGAGUAUAUUCGCAAGGAGAAUCUAACAUUGUUGCUGAAAUAUAUAAUUGAAUCCUUCUGGGACCGGUUGAUGAAAUUUGAGUAUUUGGUAUCCAUUCGCUCGCUGAAAGUAAAGUAUGAGCAGUGUGUAGAUAAUGGUGGUACAAAAAGUACAUCUAAUGUGACUGACCUUCGAAGACGAACUGAUGAGCGUUGUUUGGAGAAAGAAGAGGAAGAGUACUUUAAUGAAGACAGUGAUGAAGAGGAUUCAUCUGCAUCCAUUUCGCGAAAUCAGAAAGCGCAGCAGCAAAAACCUGUUUUGUCCAAUGGAGUUGCUGCAGGCUACUCGCAGAGUCCAAGGUCUGGUGCACUGGUUGAUUAUGAUGAUGACGAGGAUGAUGAGGAUUACAGGCCGCCGCAAAGGAAGCAAGUGGAGACUUCUGAAGAGGAUGAAGGGACAAUGGAGUCUCUCAGGCUGAAAAGGAAAUUGCCUUCAAAGGAUAAGGAGCCUGAGUCAGUGAAGAAGCAGAAACUGUCUAAGAACUCAAAAUCAAAAGAUAGUGUUUUUGCUGCGUUGUGUUCAACAUUGAGCCAGGCUGUGCUACCUGUUAAGAGAACUGCAAUGAACAUUCAUACAGGCCCUUGGCCAAAUGAUGGGAGGGAGAGCCCAGGGGAAGGCAAUCAAGAAAAGGGGCCAAGUGUUUCUGGAACCUGUUCUGAGAUUAGCAAUACAACAAAUGAAGAGAACCAUUUAGAUAGAGAAACUGCUGCCUCAAGAAAUGUCUCUGAAAGGUUACCUGGCACCCUGGAGAAUGGCCAGUUGGGUACUGAGGAACAUCCAUUGGUUUCACCAAAAUCCUCACCAGAGAUGGCUGUCAACGGAUCUUAGGCUUUCAGAACCGUAUUGUGGAAGGCUUAUUGUUCAUGUUGUCUGACCUAUGGAUAUGCUGGUGGCUAAGUGGUUACUGAGCGUACGCCAAAGCUAUGAGCCAGAAGAAAAGAAAGGUUUUCUACAAGGGGGUAAGUUCUUAUUUUGCAUUCCGUUGACAACAUGCAGAGAUUCUGUACAGUGUCGCUGAGAUGUGGAAGACAUUAAUACUGCAACUUGGAUCUGCUCCUAUGCUUUGGUUGGCUAUUACAGGCUUUGAGCAUAGUAAUUGUUGCUUUUGUGUAACAUUCACCAGCGAUAAUUCUCGUUUUCUUUUCCGUCUCGCCUAAUUUUACCAACCACCUCAUUUUCAUGGUUCCUGCCAGAGGGUCUGGGGUGGGGGGUUGAUCUUGCUAUCAUUGUUUCGCCGUUUUCUAAGUUAUAUCAACUUGAUAGAGGGCACUAAUAUUCGCCCAACACAGGUUUUUACUUUUCUGUUUUCUUGUUCUUCCCCCCUUUUUUUGUGGUGGAUGUGAUAAUAGAGAAUGUGCAGUUGAGUUUAGGACCAAUAUUUCAGAAAUGUAGUAAUGAGAAAAACAUAGUCCGUUGUAAAUCUGUAUUAAGCUGUUAACGCAUGCAUUGGACUUGCAAUGCAGUUGUCAACUUCAACUGUAAUUACGAUGAUUAGCUUUGCCCUAAGAUCUGUACCCCAUCCAAAACGCAAAAAGAAAAGUUUUGCUUUGAAA
Messenger RNA from Arachis duranensis, 3691 nucleotides. RefSeq lists its product as uncharacterized. Gene Ontology annotation, molecular function: protein phosphatase activator activity. Lineage: Eukaryota; Viridiplantae; Streptophyta; Magnoliopsida; Fabales; Fabaceae. The record is from RefSeq and is a predicted model, not a curated record. Gene Ontology annotation, biological process: protein dephosphorylation. Gene Ontology annotation, cellular component: nucleoplasm; protein phosphatase 4 complex.